This is a messenger RNA of Protopolystoma xenopodis, 504 nucleotides long. NCBI's taxonomy places the organism in Eukaryota, Metazoa, Platyhelminthes, Monogenea, Polystomatidea, Polystomatidae. The record is from the annotation of a GenBank genome assembly.
AUGAGGAAACCAACGGGGAAUACCGUUUUGGAUCGACGUUGUGACCGUUUUAAAGGCUGCCAACAACAGGACGCCCAAGAGUUUCUUGUCGUCCUGCUCGACUUGCUGCAUGAAGAGCUGAAGUCUGACAGCCAUUUGGAUUCAGACCUUGCCAAAUUGGCUUGCAGGAAUAACACCGUCAUUACCACCUUGGCCAAUGAUGUAUCUGCAGCUGUACCUAUCAAGACUACUUUUGCCCUUACUUCUUCCCCCGACACAACCACAAGCCAUCAAACUCUCUCAAAAUCACAUUCUGUGCCUUUCACGUCUCCGAGCUUCACAGAAACGGCUUUGCUAAGGAGCCCUCGAAUUCGGUCCAGUGAAGCUACACCUGAUUUGGUGUUGGAUCAGCAGAAGGACCUAGAAGCCGCUAAAGAGGUGUGUUUUAAGUGGAUUGAUGUUGAAAUUAUUAAUCGUUUGACUUCUAGGCUGAUUUUAACCUAUUUUCCACAGGAUGCUGAUUGA